GUUCCUUCGCGCUAACAGCAGAGCGCCCAUUGUUUGCAGGAACUAACGAUCUGUUGAAUGGUUUCUGCAACAAGUUGUGAAAGAUGUGCUUGACAAUCGAUAUCGGAAAGUGUUAUCGAAACAACGUGAUACAGUAAUGGUUGCUGCUGCAAGAAAAAGAUUUUCCCCAUUGAUAUUGUUGAUAAUGGUGCUAAAUGUGGUGGCAAGUAGCCAUGUUGUGAAGCCUGGUGUUAAUACAAAUGGAUACAACAGUACAGUUUCUAAUGGAUCGACUACAACGGCGUACUCUGAACCAGAAAGCUUGUCCCGUUCAACAAUCCAAAGCAUUAGUCCAAAGGAUACUGCGAUAUCAGGAGCUAAGCCAGAUUAUACGACUGGCCCUGGCAUUCAGCAGAGUUCAUCAGUUCCUGGGGAUACACCAAUCGCGGUCGUAAGUCCCCCGGAAAAAGAAAGAUUAUCUCAUGAUCAAAACGAUACCACUAGAAAAUGGUGCUUGGAGCUCAUUACUGAAGCGGAUGGAACUGAUCCCGUCUCCGAAAGCAAUGAAAACAAUUCCCAAAUAUCCGAGGAUCUCUCAAAAUUCGAAUGGUAUCCAUUGAGCCUGGGACCUGGGAAUGUUUGCGACAACUUUCUGCCUUCUAAACAGAAUAAAAAUAAUGUCGGCUUAAUCUACGUAAGUGUUAGUUAUUCAUCAAAAUCGGUAACUCAUCUAUGCGUGGAAUUUGCUCGGGAGUACGAUAUAUAUGUUGAAAAUGUUACCAUUGUUGGCCUUGGAUUUGAAGCAAAUCUGCCGGUGAAACCCGGAGAAUCGAAAGUCAUAUCGGGGUUGAAGCGAUGUUGUCACUGCAAGUACACAGUGGAAGUCAGAUGCAAAACUGGUCACAUUGUAAAUAAGGUGAUAGAAAAGAAAAGGCGGCAGAUCAAAUUAGUGAGCAUUUCUCCUGAUGUAAUACACUGGUCAUACCCAGUAGAAGAACUGCUGUGUAUAAAGGAGUUUCGGAUCGAUCUGCAUGUUUCAACGAAGAAUCAACAUAAUAAAACUUUCUUCGUUGUCCCAAAUGCUCAGGACACUGAUGGAAACUUUAGUUUAACACUGCAGGAUCCCCGGAUAAUAUGCUUUCCGAAAUAUGUUACAAUCACUCCCAUCUUUAACGAUUAUUUUGAAGGAAUACCGGUGACGGAAUAUUCGGAGGUUGCUUUAUCCAUUGAUCCACAUCUAAAAGAUUCUUCAAUUAAUUUUACUCAUUAUUAUUGGGAUGUGCCUGAAUUAUUUGGCAAAUGUGUGAAGGAAAUCAGAGUUUCUGACGGAACUAAAACCAUUACAAUAACGAGGCAUAAAAAAACCUCAACGUUGCCGAGUAGAGCCACGUUUAAAAAUCUAGAUGCUUGUCGAUUGUACACUUUUACCUUCGAAGUUAUCGAUCUAAAUGGGACACCUAGGUCACAAGUGGAUAGAAAUACCACUAUUUUGGAAGUAGAGGGAGGUAGUGUGGUUGAAUUACGUUUGAUGGUAAAUGUGUCACAGUCCGCUUGGAUUGAGUGGAGCCCACCGAAGGGAAUGGCUUACUGUAUUGAGUCGUAUCUCAUUGAAGAACAGCAUAGUGAUCAUAUAAACAAGCAUGAGAUUAAUACUUCUCCACAUCGACUCAAUGCAACCAGUAUUUGCUCGUUGAAAUCGAUCAGCAUCACACCAAAAUCUGAACGUAUUUCACGAUGGAUGACAUCGACGCUAAAUCUAUCAUCCAGGGCUUCAGUUCAAAAUUUGCACAUUCAUCCGCUUUCUUCUAGAGCGAUCAACAUUACCUGGGAUCCUCCAGAACAGUAUUCGCAUUGCGUCGCAUACUAUUCAAUUUAUAAGCGUAAUUUCCCUAACAAUCGCUGGACCUCACAUUUUUCAAGCAUAAUAAUUGACGAUAUGAUUCCUUGCACAAACUAUAGCUUUGUUGUAGUACCAGUAAACCGGUAUGGCAUGAAUCACUCGUUAGCUAUGGCUUCCGUAUCAAUGCCCGAAGAACGUAUUCCCCGGGUUCAACAAGUUAAGUCUCACCAUGACCAAAUACAAUGGAAUUCCCCUCCUCAGAGCUACAGUUGCAUAAAAGAAUUUCAAGUGAUUCUGAGAACAACUGACAACAGGCUGAUAGUAAAUACAACCAUUUCCGGGAAGUCAAAAGGUCGCAAAUCCGAACCGUUCACCUACCAUUUUCGUCAAAAUUCUGACACUCCUUGCGCACUGCUCAAGUACAGCGUAACUCCCGUAUCGCUAAGCGGGCGGCUGGGAUAUCCGUACGAAAUAACAACUCCUCCACCAAAGCCAGGACCAGUACUUGAUGUUACCAUCAAUACAAGCGUCGAACGUCAAGUUACCAUAUCUUGGAUGAAGCCAGAACUCUUCCCGAAUUGCGUUAGCUCGUAUCGAAUUUCCUACGAUGAUCGAAACGUUACAACCAACGAAACCUCCAUCACGAUACAGAACCUGUACUCUUGUAUGGAGUACAACUUCACGAUAGCUACGGUGGAUUUCUCCGGCGAGGAUGCAGCAAGUGUAGUCACCAAUGCAACUGUCAAGGAGGAAAAGCUGAGCGCAGUUCAGGAUUUGGAACUAACUGAACUGGAUCCACGAUCGCUGAUAGCUAGGUGGAAACCUCCGGCGAAUGGGACGCACUGUGUGGCAUCCUAUCGGUACGUGGCGUGGGUUUCCGGAGGAGGUGAUCUUCCGGAGCAGAUUUCCAAUUCAACCACCGAUAUCCAUAUCACCUUUGUGGAGGUGUUCGCUUGCACCAAGUACUAUGUGCAGGUUAUUCCUGUUUCUAAAGGAAACAACGACGGCAACAAUGAAAUCGCGGAUAUUGUGACCAAAGAGAGAGUCAUCCUAAGAUACCACAUCGAUCCGGUUCGAAUCAAGACCCAGAUGGCACAGAGUCUAGAACUGCAAACUGCUUUAACGAGCGAUAACACCAACAAUUGCGAUUUGCAUGCGGUACGCUUCACCUGCACAACAAGCAUCGUCCCUGAGGGAGAGGAUCCCAAAGUGAUCACCGGUGAAGCUAAAAUCACGGACCUCAAUGCUACUUUCUCUGCUGUCGUUACCCCGUUGCAACCCUACAACGAGUACAAUUGCACCGCAGCGAUCCUGAACACUGCUGGAUGGUCCGACGAAACGGCUCUGGCCCCCUUCAUGACCGGUGAAGAUUUUCCAGAGCAACCACAAAAUCUUCAACUAAGGGGGGAUGUCCGAAUGAUCGAACUGAGCUGGAAGGCGCCGAAGGUUAAGAAUGGAAUCAUCUCUCGUUAUCGAGUUCACAUUCGGUCGGAAGAUGCGCGAUACCCCACACCCAGCUAUUGUCCUCUACCAGAUCCGUACAAUUCCACUUUCGAUCUGCACGAAGACGACGAGAACGCAAAGAUGAAGAACUGGGACGUUGACGAGCUGGACCAUAAUAUUAGUUACCUGAACCCAUACACUGAUUACGUGGUUCAGGUGGCGGCGGCCACCAAAGCCGGAUUGGGCCCGUACACUGAGAUGGUGUCCGUGGCGACACUUCCGGAGCAGCCCGAUCCGGUGUAUGAGUUCUCGGAGUACAACGUCACUCUUCCGGAGAUUGACAAGCCAUACAAUUCGACGGUUCACAUCUCGUGGAAGAUACCGUGUCAUCUGCAUGGGCGAUUGCGUAGCUUCUCGGGACAGUUCAUUGGCUACAAAGGUGCGUUCGAGCACACUUUUGGUUGGACUAGAACCAUCGACCCGAGCGACGAAAUCUUGGAAACGUAUAGUCUAACGGAAGAGCGCCUGGAGCCAGAGCUUCAAUACAACGUCUCGAUCAUGGUAUUUGUAGAAGACGUCGGUAAUCAUAGUAAUGCCAAGUUUUUGAGUUUUCUGUCACCGGCUGGGAUACCAAACAUUACAAACGAAAUCAACUGGGGAACAGUUAACGUGAUGAACGCACCGAAUCCGACGAGAACAGCCAGGAUUUGGAUUUCAGAUUUUAUCUUCCAAUCCAACGUUGGCAGUAUUACGAACGUAGCUCUUCUUGUUUCCGAACGUCACUGUCAAGCGGACCCGGUUCCAAAAAGGAACCUAUCGAUUGAAUGGCCGGACGUCCUCUCGUGGAAAGUUGCUGCCCAAAUGCCCUGUAUUCCGCAGUAUCAGACGACCCCCAAGCAGUGGAAUCCUAUAGAAACUAGAAAACGUGCUGGUAGACAAACUGCAGAGGUAGAGUACAUAAUUGGUAAAGACCAUUGCGAGGAAGACCAGGAAUAUUGCAAUGGGGCUUUGAAGCCCGGAACGGAAUAUGCGUUGAUAGUUAGGAUUUUCACCAAUAGUGGGUACAGUGACUCUACAAUCCAAUUUUUCCAAACGGAUUCACUCAUUCAAUUAACCGUGAUCGUAACGUCGAUCUUUGUGUGCCUAUUGCUGGCGUUUGCACUGGGGCUGGUAAUCCUCUGGCGUACUCAGAAGCUGACAGUGUCACCACUUACGGCAGUUCGCUCACCGAACGAGGAACCCGCCGAUAUCCCACUGAAGAGUUUCUCCGGAAUCUAUGAAGAGCUCAUUCAGUCGAAUAGGGAAAAAAUCAACAAGGAAUACCAGGCAAUUAACUUCUUCUUGGAGCAGCUGAUCAACGAAAAGGUUACCUUCUUCGUUGCCAAGGAGAACGAAAGGAAAAACCCUUAUCUGGGCAUUUUCCCGUACGACGGUAAUCGAGUUCCGUUGGACGUUGACGACAUCUUUGUCGAGGAAGAUGAGGAAUCCAACGACUACAUCAACGCUUUGUUCAUCGAUGGCUACAAGUACCAGCGGGAGUACAUUGCCACGCAGGGUCCGAAGAAAGAAACCUGCUUCGACUUUUGGCGGAUGAUUCUCCAGUUCGAGGUGGAAUCGAUCGUGAUGUUAACGCAGACGGUGGAGAACGAUAGGAUCAAGUGCUAUCAGUACUUUCCGCGGUUCAAUCAAACCUUGUACUUUUGGGAAGUUUCGGUCAAGUGCACUCAGGAGCUCAAUAUGGGCUUCUACCAGAAGCGGUUGUUUUUGGUGACGAGGGAUAACAUGAGCAAAGUAGUGUUCCAUUAUCACUUCCUAACAUGGCCGGACCACGGUUGCCCAUCGAGUUCAUCGGAUUUGAUAAAAUUCAUCAAAAUAAUUCGCUCGGAGCGGAAGAACCUGGCACUACCCGUUGUCGUCCACUGCAGCACCGGAGUUGGUCGCACGGGGACGCUAAUUGCGCUGGACAUCAUUCUGCAGCGGAUACAGCAGGAGAAGAAGAUCAACAUCUACGAUACGGUUAAGCAGCUGCGAACGCAGCGUGUCAAGAUGGUACAAACCAGUGAGCAGUAUGCCUUUCUGUACCACGCAUGUCUGGAGUACAUGACCAGGAAUAACAGGAAAAAACCAAAGACCAGUACCGAAGAGAUUAGCACGUCGGCGAGGAGCAGCCCGGACACCCCGAGUAGCGUAGCUCCUAAAAAUGGUCGAAGACCAAUGAUCAACAUCAAGUUGCCAAAGUAUGUUCACAGCGGAAUAUCGAAUGUCAAGAGCUACGUUCCAGAUGAUGUCGAGAGUAAAACAUAGUAUAUAAUUGUUCCAGUUGACGAUUUUCGAAAGUGCCAUAAGAACUGAAAUUGUGCGGUUCCUAU
Ochlerotatus camptorhynchus is the source of this 5631-nucleotide messenger RNA. Its product is annotated as phosphatidylinositol phosphatase PTPRQ-like. The transcript has 11 exons. NCBI's taxonomy places the organism in Eukaryota, Metazoa, Arthropoda, Insecta, Diptera, Culicidae. Bases 137 to 5566 code for a protein of 1809 amino acids. Gene Ontology annotation, biological process: protein dephosphorylation. Gene Ontology annotation, molecular function: protein tyrosine phosphatase activity; protein binding. The record is from RefSeq and is a predicted model, not a curated record.